AUGAGCUUCGAGGAGAACGUGCAGAGGAAGAAGUCCACCAGAUGGGUCAGGGCUUCCACAGCCAACUACGACGGUGACGAUUGGGUCGAGGAAGAAUAUUAUGAAGAUGAAGAUGAGCCUGUGCCAGAUCUACCUCCUAUUCCUGCUGAGCAUUUGCAACACUACCAGCAAACUACCAAGAUCUCCCCUGAAAAGACUGAUAACGACCAUGAUGACAAUAAGAACAAUAACAAUGAUAAUAAUACCACCACCACCACCCGUAAUGAUUAUAAUGAUGACGAUGAUGCCAAUAGUUUUGAUGAUACCAUCAAUUCCCCACAAUUGAACCUCCAAAAAUUCCAAAACAUUGAUCUUGAUGAAGAGUUGCCGGAAAAGGAACAAGAACAUGAUCCCGUCAGUGCUACAGUUGAUGAAUAUGCAAAUAUAAUAAGAGAUGACGAUUCUGAAGAAGAGGAAGAUUAUAAACCUACAACUUCACGUUUCCAGCCACUACCAAGAUCACCAGAAGUUGAAAGAUUUGAGACUUUAAAAGAACAGAAAACUACACCUGUUGAAGAGGAAAACAAUGAAAUCGAGGCUCAAUCUAGUUCAUUCCAACCAUUUCCUGAAGAACAUCAUCAUAUCUCAAAAGUUGAUCAUAAAGAAGGUUCAUCAACUCCUCAAGAAUUGCCAAAACAUGAGGAACCUCAUCCGGUGUCAACACCUGUUGUGAUUGAUGAUGCAAAAUCAGUUAGCAAAGAAUCCAUUGUUGAAGAGAAAACUCAGAGAGAUCAUGUUCAUAGUGAUUUUCAACCAUUUCCAGAAGAUCAAAGUAAUCACGGUGCUGCUGAAUCAACUGUACAAGAUAAUGAUGUGGAAUAUGAACAACCCCCAGUUGAAGAAGCUAUUGAACAAGAGAAUACACACAAUGAUAUUAUUCCACAAGUUGAAGACAGUGAAGAUGAAGAAUACAUUCCAAGCUCAAACCGUUUCAAAUCCUCAAUUCUUGAAGAUGAGACUCAACAGAAAGAACCAGUCUCGGAGGACUCAUCAAUUGAAGAAAUCGGGUCCACUGCAAUCCCACCACAGAUUGAAAGUUCAGAGAUUUUGGAUGAAGAACCAAAAAGAGUUGAUAUACCACCAAUUCCAAGUACAGCGCCUAUUGAAACUCAAAAUCAUAUUGAUCCAGUGACUGAUUCACUUCAAUUGCCCACUUCAAAUAGACAAGAUUUCGAUGAUGUUUCAGAUACUGAUACCCUUCAUAUUCAUGACCCUGAAGAACAAAGCUCGCCUUCUAUUGAAGAAAUCAGACGUGAACUUUCAAAUACAUCACUACAUGACCUGACGCAUGACAAUACUUAUUUCCAUGAACAUGCAUAUUUGGGAAGUUUGAUCAAUACACCUGAACCUGAAGAUGAAAAUGAAGUACAAUUUCAACCACAAGAUGAAAAAUCGAUUGAUGAAACUAAUGAUGCGGCACCAAGAACUUUAUCUCAAUAUUAUUCCUCGGUAAAUGAUUAUUUUGAUGAUUACGCUGAUACAAGUGAUAAUGAAAAUUUAAAAGUUAAUAGAGAUAGUAGAGCAAGUGUUCAAAGUUCAGGUUCUUUAUCCACAGGUAGCUUUUCCAUCAAGAGUGAAUCAAGAUAUAGAUAUUCAAAAGCUAGUGAUAGAGACUCAUCAUUCAAUCACAGCAAUUCUGAUGUUCAUUCAUUAAACCCUGCACAACAACUGUUGGCUGAUAAUGCUUCUACAAAUGAAACUGAUCAAACACCAAAGGAUACAAACUUAAAUCCAGCUCUUUCAAUCAAUUUUGGUCAUUGGAGACCUGAUACUGAUAGUUUUAGAGAUCAAUUCAUUAGUGGUACUGCACCUCCUUUACCACAAAUUGAUAAUUAUACGAGAAAUUCAAUGGGUGAGAUUAUUGAAGAUAGAGGCUCCAUUAUAGAAAAGGAUAAAGAAUUAGAUUCAUCAAAUGAUAAAGGUGAUGAUCAUGAAAAAUCACUUGAUUCAUUGGGUAAUACUAUGAGUACAUCAGAAACUGAUAAUCAUUCAACCUUAAGUGAACAUAAGCCUGUUGGUGAAUCUUACAAGACUGAAUCUAAUUCAGUAUUACCAUUACAUAUUCCACUGGGAUCAAAUGAAUCAACUGAACUGAAUCCUGGCCAAUAUUUCCAUGAAAAAUUAGCAGCAACUGAAACAAACUUACCAAAAGAAGAUAAUGAAGUUACCAAAGAUGUUCCACCAACUACAAAAUUAAACAUUACCAAAAUAUCAGGCAAUAAAAGAACAAAUUAUAGUAUUAAACAAAUUUCUUCAAUUUCAGAUCCUGCUAAAAGGAUUGAAAGUUUAAGAAAUGCUAGAGAAGAACAAGCAAAUCUAAAUCUUGGUUUAAAUGAAUGGUUAGUUUUCGCUAAAAGUUCUGCUGGUGUUGAAACUUACAAAAGUAAUGUUCAUAAUUCUCAUGUUGCACAAGCUUAUGCAGAUGCUUCCACAAUGUCAAGAAAACAUACUUUAAACAAUGUCGGAAGUUUCUUACACAAAAGAAGAGUUUUCCAAGAUACUUCAUCUCAUGCUCAAAGUCUUGCUAAAGGUAUUUUUACAAGGGGUAAAAAAAUGCUAAAAAAUGAUAAUUAG
Messenger RNA from Hansenula anomala, 2613 nucleotides. RefSeq names its product Fyv8p (gene FYV8). NCBI's taxonomy places the organism in Eukaryota, Fungi, Ascomycota, Saccharomycetes, Phaffomycetales, Wickerhamomycetaceae. The coding region runs from base 1 to 2613 and encodes 870 amino acids. The record is from RefSeq and is a predicted model, not a curated record. The transcript is spliced from 2 exons.